Lates calcarifer (barramundi perch) is the source of this 4584-nucleotide messenger RNA. RefSeq names its product transmembrane protein 104 (gene slc38a12). The transcript has 10 exons. The record is from RefSeq and is a predicted model, not a curated record. Lineage: Eukaryota; Metazoa; Chordata; Actinopteri; Centropomidae. The coding region runs from base 296 to 1777 and encodes 493 amino acids.
CGUUGUUGUUAGCAUUAGCUUGACGCAGGAGGUCAGCUGUUGUUGGCUAGUUUACAGCCUCAUUAGCCGAGUGUUGGAGCCUCGUUAGUCCGUGGGAAAGUGUUGUUCUCUCAGCCUCUCUCCAGCUGUCUAACACCGACACAGCCCAUGUUAGCUAGGAGGCAAGACUCGGAGUUUAUUCAGCUUGCUGGGGAGGAUUUGUUCCGGCUGACAGCUUGGAGCAAACUGUUAGCCUAGCAGCUAAAUUAGCAAGAUACACUGGAAACAAGUAAGGUUAAGACCAGUGUCAUCAACCAUGGCAGGUGGAAUUACAGAGACCGGGGAGCCCUACUCCGCAUUUGUGGGGUUGGUGUAUAUGUUCAAUCUGAUCGUGGGAACCGGAGCUCUGACGAUGCCCAAAGCCUUUGCUACAGCUGGUUGGGUGGUCAGCUUAGCACUCAUCUCGUUUUUAGGAUUCAUGAGCUACAUGACCACCACUUUCGUGAUUGAGGCGAUGGCGGCUGCCAACGCUCAGCUGCGCUGGAAGAGGAGAGAGCAGGAGGAGAUCGAUGACAGCGACUCCACCUCUGAGUAUUCAGAUGAUGACGUCAUGGGCCGAGGCCGAUCUGAGCCGGAGACGAAGCCCAUCUUGUCUGUUCAGAGAUCAGGAGGUCACGUCGAUCAUUUCGACAUCGUGGAGCGGGUUGAGAUGGGUCAAAUGGCCUCCAUGUUCUUCAACAAAGUUGGUGUCAAUAUGUUCUACAUCUGCAUCAUAGUCUACCUGUACGGGGACCUGGCCAUCUACGCAGCAGCUGUGCCUAUAUCACUAAUGGAAGUUGCCUGUGGAAACCACUCCUGCAGCGCUGGAAGUGUCAAGUACAAUGAUACAGACCCGUGCUGGGGCUCUGUCACAAGGAAAGAUGCGUACAGGGUGUUUCUGAGUGUGUUCACCGUUCUGUUGGGGCCUUUUACCUUCUUCAACGCUCAGAAGACCAAAUAUCUUCAGAUCCUCACCUCAUUCAUGCGCUGGAUUGCGUUCACCAUGAUGAUCAUCUUGGCUCUGAUCCGCAUCGGUAAAGGCACCGGCGAGGGCCGACCACCAGUCGCCUCCUUGUCUGGAAUCCCCAACCUGUUCGGGGUGUGCGUCUACUCCUUCAUGUGCCAACACUCCCUGCCCUCCCUGGUGACGCCCAUCUCCGACAAGAAGCGCGUCGGCACCCUGGUGUUAGCGGACUACAUCCUGAUCCUGGGCUUCUACGUCCUCCUCUCCUUCACCGCCAUCUUCUGCUUUAACGGCUCAUUUCUGCACGACAUGUACACCCUCAACUUCACGGACAACUGCGAUGUGUUAGAUAUUCCAGUGCUGCGCUACUUCCUGGGCUUGUUCCCAGUUUUCACCAUCAGCACCAACUUCCCAAUCAUUGCCGUCACACUUCGCAACAACUGGAAGACCCUGUUCCACCGGGACGGAGGCACCUACCCCUGGGUGGUGGACCGCGUCGUGUUCCCCCUCAUUACCCUGGUGCCCCCGAUCCUGGUGGCCUUCUGCACCCACAACCUGGAGUCCCUGGUGGGCAUUACAGGAUCCUAUGCUGGCACAGGGAUCCAGUACAUCAUCCCAGCCUUCCUCGUUUAUUACGCUAGACGCCAUCUGGAGCCUGUGAUGGGCAGAGAUGCCAUCAACAAGCACCAGUCUCCCUUCCGCCACGCCUUCUGGGUGUGGUUUGUUUUGCUGUGGGCCGCCUUCUGCCUCAUGUUUGUCACAGCCAACAUCAUCCUGACUGACACCAGGAAAUGAGAACUCACCGUUACCAGAACUUUCUAAGAAUCUACAUCUGUUCGGCCACUUUCUUUGUUCCUGUACACGAGGCCUUACUUGCUGCUGGUUGGACAGUGUGCCUUUUUAUGGGACUUUUGUUGCAUAAAUUAAAUGUAAUUAAGAGUAAUUUAUCAAAGUUGUUAAAAGGGACCAAAUGUCAGUGCAUGAAAAUAUAGAAGGGAAUUUCUUAAAAUGAUCUUUUGUCAACAAACACCUGACAGUCUGAGGCUCGCACAAGAUUUUGCACUUCUAUCAGUUUCUAGUUCAGUAUGCUUCAAAUGAAUCAGUUCAUUAGAAGUUUCAGACACGUGUAUAAGCUGUAUAAGGUUGCUUUGUCAGAAGCAGGGACAGGGAGUGUCAGAUGCAGUUUUAGCAAGCCUCACUCAAACCCCAAACUAUGGGGGAGUUAAGAGUGUGGAGGUGCUGAAUGAUCCUCUGGACCUUCAGGGCAGAACGUUCCAAUAAAAAUAUAUUAAAGCAAUUGAAAGAGCCGAGCGGUGUCAAGAAAAAGAGCCUGUCACGUCCGGAGUCGUGUCCUGAUGCGAAACUGCUUGGCAUCAGCACAGCUUAAUAAUGAAAUUGGAACAGAAACCAACAGAAGAAGAGUAACGAACAAAUCAGGGACGAUCGGUCUUUCAUGGCUGACGUGUAUCCAUUCCUCAGCGGUGGCUGCCUCCGAUCUCCUCGUCCCCCCUUGUGAACAAUGAAGCUCCGUCCGUGACAGAUCCAGACAGAUAGGCCUCCAGGAAGAGCUCCAUCUCUGUUUAUCACCAGACACUCGCGCCUCUAGUUCACACACAGGGCAUGUCAUCGUCUCUUACUGCUCAGUGGCCAUCCAUGACUCUGUCAGGCUCGUACUGUAUCUAUCACACAGCCCAACACCUGACAGGAUAAUGGUGAUCUACAGUGCUUCAGCUCUGGCUGUGGGGAAGCCAUCAGCGGCCCAAAGUGAGGGCUACUCCUGAGCCGACUGUGACUGCACAGCUUCAUACACCACACUCUGUACUAUAGUUCAAUGAUGCUGAUUUCACUGACACUUGGCAGCUUUCUCUCUGUAGUUGUGCCUAUGUUAAUGAACCCAGUUAUUGCCCUUACAUCUCUGUCUCUGACCCGUCUAAUGGCUCUGUCUCUGAUUUUCAUAAUUCAUGAAAUACUUCUUAAAGGCUUGGCACACACAAAGUACAAAAAAGCUUAUGUUUGUUGAUCUGAGUGGAAUUCAGAAUGUUUUUGUAGGUGAAUGAAAUCUUAUUUGUGGUGCUCUCAGUCCACCUUGCUGCAGACUGCGAGGGGUGAUUGAUUAGUUCCUGUCCUAAGGUAAAAGAAGACGUACUGCUCAACUCUCUGAGUGAUUCUGCAGAAAGUUUGAAGUUAAUAACUUUUUUGUUUUUGUCUGUUUGAGGGAACUGAAAACUGAAAGUCAGCUCUGUCUGAGGAAAUGGUCAGAGCAGCACUGACAUCAUCAUCACCCUCUUCGUAUUGGAGAGGAGGUGGUACUCUGAUCAGGUGAACAGGGCAGGUGUUGGACGAGUUCACAUUCAUUCAGCAGAUGACUGCACAAAGGUUGAUGUCGUCCAUUUUCUCAGACAGAGCUGACUGAAUUUUCAAUGAGUUGAAACAGAAAAAACACAAAACAUCAACUCCACAGCCUCUAAAUGAAUCACUCAAAGAGCUGAACUUCACAAGCUGUUUAACUCGUUUCUGCCUCUGUCCAUAAUUCUCUUUACAUCCAGACUGUGAUGGUUAUUAUUGCUCACAUAAUAUCCUGAUAUGAAGGCUACAUAUCAUCAGGGAUCUCACUUACUGGGAUGAUGUUGUUAAAGGCUUUUUUAUGCUUAAGAGACGCAACAUUUCUGAGCUUAUUUGACUGUUGUCACCACCUGUUCAAUAUUUCAAUAUUCCUGUAGCACAAACAGCUUUUUACCUUUUUUUUCUUCUGAAAAUAUAAAUAACCUGAAAAAAAUCCUCCAGUAAGUUUUCCUCCAGUUAUCCAUAAAGACCUUCUCUCAGCACAUAUCUUGGCUUAAACUUCAAUAAAAUGAACGGCAGCACAGGUACACUGUUGGACAGAGAGGCGUCUCUGCCUGUGAUGCUGCUGGAUGUAGUUAAAAACACAUUCAUUCAUUCUAAAACACUGCUGGUUGUCUCUCACAGCGUCUGCAGAACAAUACGGUCACAUGUUUACGUUCUCUCCUCUGUGCUGUUUGGUUUCAUCCUCCCACAGUCUGAUGUUUCUUUCGUACAAGCAUUUUACCCUCGGAUGCAGCAGAUAUUUAUAAUUUAAUCUGGAGGCGAAUAUAUGAGUGUGUGUGUGUGUGUGUGUGUGUGUGUGAGAGAGAAUGAUUAGAUAUUAAACGUUUGAUGUGGUUUCGAUGACUCUUGUCGGGAGUUGUGAAAUGUGCCUUUUUACAGGGUUAUUUUUUCGCCCUAAACUUAUCGACUCCGCUGUUUUUUUCCUCAUCGUGUGAAAAGCAGCUCGCCAGACAACAUCUGCAUGUAAGCCACUUCAUUUAGCAGACAAUCAGUGUGUCUCCAGAAAGACUCUCUAAUCCUUCUCUUGUCUUUUCUAUAAUUUCUGUUCUUUUUUUGUCACAUGGAUUUUCCUUAAGUUCACAGUGUUUCUUAGAGUUUUAUUGUCUCAGUUUUGAUCCGUGUUUCCGGUGUUUGUUUACAUCCCUUUGGCCAGCCUGUGAUUCACCAGUUUGUAUGGAUGUUUACUGCUUUACUGCUUUAAUGGAUGUUCUGUUGGAUUCUUAUCAUUCACAAAGGAAAUAAAGGCUUUACGUUCA